Molecule: messenger RNA, 3098 nt
Organism: Fusarium odoratissimum NRRL 54006
Lineage: Eukaryota; Fungi; Ascomycota; Sordariomycetes; Hypocreales; Nectriaceae
Exons: 5
Coding region: 1194-2591 (465 amino acids)
Biological process (GO): transmembrane transport; carbohydrate transport
Cellular component (GO): membrane
Molecular function (GO): carbohydrate:proton symporter activity
Source: RefSeq, a predicted model, not a curated record
AGACCCUCUAUGAGUCGCUCGACGUCGGCCAUGGUCCCGUACUGCGGGUCAAUAUCACAGUAGUUGGCUACGUCGUAACCCAUGUCAACCUGAGGCGAUGGGUAAACCGGACAUAGCCAAACGAUGUCAACACCAAGGUUCUUGAAGUAGUCUAGCUUCUCAAUCACACCAGGAAUGUCACCAAUGCCAUCUCCAUUUGAGUCCUUGAAGGAUGAAGGGUAGAUCUGGUAGACAGAUGCCUCCUUCCACCAAGCCUCGCUGACGGGGGUAGAGAUCUCUUGCGUUGCAGAGGGCAUGACUGAUGAUUGUGCUUGCGUGAAUGAAGAUGAAGGAGAGUCCAUGAUGGAAUGAUAGAGACUAUUUGAACAUGGAUGAAGCAAGCCAUGAUGGAGGUUCCGCUGUCAUCACCGAGAAUCUGCCCGCAGAGGAACACAUGAUGCGUCCAACAUGCGCUGUCCCAUCUUAUUUCUCCCGAGAAUCCUCCCUGAAAUCCUACCGAGAAUUUUUCCGACAGCACAGACCCACUUAAUGAGGGCAGCAAAUCGAGCCAGUAAUCUUGCCGAAAUUCUUUCCACCAAUUAGCUCAGCCGAUGCUCAACCCCAGGUUGAGAACCAGAGAAUUCAUCGGGUUUUGUGGAGGAAAGCUGGGGAACAGCAUCUGACCUCCAUGGGGUGAUCUUCCAUGUUAGUUUAUUCUAGACCUUAAAGAUUUUCUCAUGAUCCGAAAGCCGAGGGUCACCAGUCACGUAUGGGCUGACAGUUAAGUGACUUGGUCUCUGGCGAUGCUUCAACUCAGAAAACACAUAUAUAAGCUCAGCAUUGCUCCCAUCUUGAACAAACAAGCCAGAAGGCGAUCAUUUUAUACUUCAGGCACCAAGACAAUCAGCAAUCCCGACCCCAAAUUACCACCAAAUCUCUUUGACCCCUUACAUAUUCGCCAAGAACACUAAAUCGACCGCUACCGGGCGCCAUCAUGGCUGUCAUAUCCUCCCAAGAUACCAAUCCAGGCAAUGCUGUCUAUAAUCGAUAUAAGAACAACACGAACGAGAACUGGAUGCACGAUGCUGGCUUGAGAAAGCUCAACAUCGGCAUUGGGUUCAUGUUCGCAUCGGCUGCUGCCAACGGGUGUGUUCUUCCUUGCCACUAUCAGUUGGAAGAUGUACUGAGUCAUUGACAGAUUCGACGGAAGUCUUAUGAAUGGACUCUUGACCAUCAAACAAUGGCAUGACAACAUCGGAGACGUCAGCACAAGUAUCCUUGGCCUGAUCAUAGCUGGUAUCAGCUUGGGUGGUUUGCCAGCCUUCAUCCCAGCUGCAUAUGUCAGUGAUUGGAUGGGCCGCCGCUUCACCAUCGCCUUGGGCUCUUCCAUCAUGAUCGCAGCAGCUAUCAUCCAAGCUUCUACGAAUGGACCAUGGGCAUUCCUGGGCACCAAGAUCAUGCUUGGUAUAGGCCUUGGCUUCGCACAAACAUCGGCACCACCUUUGACCACCGAGAUCGCUCACCCAAGACACCGCGCCAACGUCACCAACAUGUUCCAAGCCAUCUGGUUCUGGGGCGCCAUUCUUUCGGCCGUCGUUACUAUUGGAACACUACACAUGAGUGGCAGCUGGAGCUGGAGACUUCCCGUCUUGUUCCAGGCGUUCUUUCCAGCCCUUCAACUCAUCGGUCUGACUUUUAUCCCUGAGUCCCCUAGAUGGUUGAUCUCCAAGAACAGACGUGACGAAGCUCUCGCAAUGCUCGUCAAGUAUCACGCCAAUGGUGAUACUGAGGAUGAACUUGUUCUCUUUGAAUUCAAGGAGAUCUGCACGGUUAUCGAUCAAGAGCGCGAAGCGGAGAAGAAUAUCGGAUUCAUGUCAUUCUUUAAGACCAAGGGCAACCGCCACAGACUUUUGAUCUGUGUAUUGGUCGGCUUCAUGAUUCAGUGGGCUGGAAACGGCAUUGUCUCCUAUUACCUUGCACCUAUCCUGACGAGCGUCGGAGUCACAGACGCAGUCUCACAAGCUGGUAUCAACCUCGGCCUCCAAAUUUGGAACGCCAUUCUAGCUGCCUUGGGAGCUAUGGCUGCCGAACGAUAUGGUCGUCGACCGCUGUGGCUUCUGUCAACCAGCGGCAUGCUGGCCAGCUUCAUCGUAGUCACAGCUCUCUCAGCUGUUUUCGCCGAGCACGGCACCAAAGUCGCAGGAUAUUGCGUGGUUGCGUUCCUCUUUGUUUUCUUUGGCUUCUACGACAUUGCCUUUACGCCUUUAUCCAUCGCUUACCCUGUCGAGAUCCUGCCGUUCGACCUGAGGUCCAAGGGACUAAGCAUCAACUUGACUGUUGUGUUCGCUGCUGGCUUCUUCAACCAAUAUGUCAACCCCAUCGCUCUUGAAGCUAUCCAGUGGAAGUUCUACUUCGUCUACAUCGCAACACUGGCGGCUAUGCUGCCAACUAUAUGGUUCCUGUUCCCUGAAACAAAGGGCAGAACUUUGGAGGAAAUUGCGGUUGUCUUUGAUGGCAUUGCUGCGGACCCUGUUCACUCAGAAACGUCCAGGGGAGUUCUGCGCAAAUCAGUUGAGGCCGAAAGCAUGACGGCUGGAGCAGAACAUGUCUGAGGCGUCUAAUGGAGACAUAAUUUGGAGGGUAGCUUGCAAGGGACUACGCCAAAAGUUUGAAGCUUUGUAUGAAAAGCAUUGUGAAUUGUUGUGCGUUUGGAUAUAUUCAUAAUUCAGAAUAGUUGAGAUACAGGCAGUACCGGAAUCAAAGGAUUUCUUAUGCUUUACACUUAAAAGCUUAUUGACGACUCAUCACACGUUAAUAACUACUAGUUGUGAACUAUGGCCGUUGACGUAGCAUUCUAGUCUACUAGAUUCAUCUCUUCAGAUUGUAGAUCACCAUCCGGAACAUCCGUGAUCUGCAACAGCCUUCCUGGCCCUGCUUGGCCCAAUGCACAUGCCAUCAUCUUCUCUCGCAACAGGGUUAGAAGCGCAGGGUUGGCUGUCGUUCGCAGCGAGGCGAUCAAGCUGCUCAGGGCGCAAAGAAUAUCUCGGGGACCAACAUGAGCCGAAUCUACAUCUGCAAGGUCAGGGGCGCAGAUGAUGACGUCUGCCACUGAAUUUGCG